Ostertagia ostertagi is the source of this 393-nucleotide messenger RNA. The record is from the annotation of a GenBank genome assembly. NCBI's taxonomy places the organism in Eukaryota, Metazoa, Nematoda, Chromadorea, Rhabditida, Trichostrongylidae.
GACUUCCCACUGUAUAAGGCAAAACGCGACCGAGGCAUUACGGAUGUAGCAGCGUUGGCAUUGCUGCGCGUAUGCUCAAGCGAAUGCACAUAUCUGGCAAGCAAUAACGACAAAGCUACCGCAUCCGGGGGAGCCGAUGCGCCAAUACCGAGGAGCCAGGGUAUUGGUGGAAAGACAUUGACUGGCCAAAAAAAGGAAAUCCCACGACUCCUUACACCUAAGUCGAAACUGCGACUUGGAUCGUGGAACGUGCGGACCGCCUUUCACUGCGGUCAGAAAGAAAUCAUCGCAAGGGAGUUGAGCAAGUGCCGGGUUACUGUUGCAGCUUUAUCCGAACUGAGGAUCAGCGGCUGUGGAACGACAAGAGUGCAGGUUCCUGCUACGGACGAUUGA